AUGGGAAAACUACACGGAACAUUAGCAAAAGCUGGUAAAGUGAGAAAAUAGACUCCAAAAAUUGAAAAAUAAGUCAGAAGACACAAGAUUCCAAAAGGUAGAGCCUACAAAAGAAUUUGCUUUAAUAGAAGAUUUGGUUCAGCAGCAUCCACAUAAGGACCAUAACAAAAGAGAAAGGGUCCAAAUUGGCAUGCUGGAAGAAAGGAUCUAAUUGAAGAGGAAAGAAAGAAGUAAGUUGAACAAAGAAGACAACGAAAGAAAUAGGAUGCAAAAUGAUGAUUUUAACAUCCUCAACAUAUAAAAAUAUUCAGA
Paramecium tetraurelia is the source of this 312-nucleotide messenger RNA. RefSeq lists its product as uncharacterized. Gene Ontology annotation, biological process: translation. Lineage: Eukaryota; Ciliophora; Oligohymenophorea; Peniculida; Parameciidae. The transcript has 2 exons. The record is from RefSeq and is a predicted model, not a curated record. Gene Ontology annotation, cellular component: ribosome; cytosolic small ribosomal subunit. Gene Ontology annotation, molecular function: structural constituent of ribosome.